AUGUCGAAAGAUUUCAAAGAUAAAAUGGUUGUUAUUACCGGUGCCAGCAUUGGCAUUGGAGAGUGUACCGCCAUCUUGUUUGCUCAGCAUGGCGCUAAUGUUGUUCUGUGUGGGAGAGAUGAACGAAGACUGUCGUCUGCUUUGCAAAAGUGUCAAGAGAAAAGUGGCGGAAACGUGGACAAACAUUUAGCAGUUCAAGGAGACAUAACAGAAUCUCAGGUGAGGCGGCGUAUCAUUCAGCAGACGAUGAAUAAAUUCGGUCGCUUGGAUGUUUUGGUCAGCAACGCUGGUAUAAUGGCGAAGAACGACAGCCUGGAAGAUGCCACAGAAGAGGCGUUCGACUCGACCAUGAACAUCAAUGUCAAAGCUGGGUUUUUUCUUAUACAAGAAGCGAUACCACAUCUCGAGAAGUCUCAAGGCUGCAUCGUUUUUGUUUCAUCUAUUACCAGUUCAGUAGUGGACACAGAUGAUAUCAUCUUUGCCAUGUCCAAGGCAGCUGUAGAUUACAUGACCAAAACGUUUGCCCUGGGUUUGCCCCGAAAGGUAUUCGAGUAAAUGCUAUAAACCCAACAACUGUUAAACCUACCAGCCUUGAACAGUAUCAUUUAUAUGAAGAAGACUUAGAAGAAUUUUACACCAAGUAUGAACAACUCCACCCGCUGCACGGAAGGAACAGCACUGCUGAAGAACAAGCCAGG
This is a messenger RNA of Biomphalaria glabrata, 698 nucleotides long. RefSeq lists its product as uncharacterized. The record is from RefSeq and is a predicted model, not a curated record. NCBI's taxonomy places the organism in Eukaryota, Metazoa, Mollusca, Gastropoda, Planorbidae. Bases 1 to 555 code for a protein of 184 amino acids. The transcript has 3 exons.